GUCGAAAGAAGCGCGCGAGGGUGUCGCCAUCUGAUAUCGCGUUUCCGAAUCAAUUUAUCCGUACGAAAAGAAAACAAAAUUUUGACGCGUCGAUUAUUGCCGCACCCACACACACCGCGUGCACACGGCGGGCGGGGUACCCGUGGAAUAAUCGUCGCGCGGCUUAUUCGCAUAUUCGGCAGAUCGCGAUGGGACACACCCACUCCGCGCUGCUUUAAAUAACGACAAUCGCUUUAAAUUCUCUCAAAGGUUCUGCCUGCUGCUGCCUCCAACACACGGAACUCACGUAUAUACACACAUACGUGCGUAUAUCACACGUAAUCAUUUUUUGCUCGUGGCACCGCGCGCUUUGUCUCCCCCCGAGACUAUCAGCUGUUCUCUCGGAAUUGGGUGACGCGCGCGAAACUUGUUUGACAACUUGUCAGCUGACGUCGUGAAGAAAAGAAAAAGAAAAAAAACAGCUUGGUCAAAAAAGCUCCGAAAGAUAGUGCGACGCACACUCGGCAACGCCAGUAAGAACGAUUUAAGUGCAUUCAAUGGUUAACCAAAUAGCUGUGCCGCAGGCCAAGUAUGAAUUGCUGACCGACAUACGACAACCACGCUGGAGAGCGCAAGUUCUGUGUCUCUCUCUGACAUUUCUGAUCGUCAGUGUUCUAUUUGUCACGCGCGCCUGGUCCGGCAUAUUAGCUUUAAAAGCGUCGAAAGCGGAAAGAUAUCUGGAGGAACAGAUUGACAAUGCCAAGAUUGCUACGUGGCUACGUCGGGCUUGGAUGUACGCCGAGUCGACGAAGGAGAAUCAGAAUGCGGACAGGAACACAAGCGUCAACACACCGGAACAACUCCACCGCAAUUCAACCGGCCAGGUCAUCGUUUGCUACUACACAAUACCGUGGUACCUGAACACGCUCUGGGAGCUCAGUCCGUCGCACAUUGACCCUCAUCUUUGUACGCAUAUUAUCGUGGGUUUUGCGAGCGUGGUGAACAGCACACUUGACAUCAGUCCCAACGAGUGGGUUUACAAGCAAGUGGCUGCACUGAAGAAUCGCGAACCUAAAUUGAAGGUCAUGAUCAGCGCCGGCGGAGAUAAUGAGCUCCACGACGGAUUUUCCGAAAUGGUGAAAAAUCACGCGAAUAGAAAAAAAUUUAUAAGAUCAGUAUUAAAUGUAACCAAAACGUUCGAUCUGGACGGCUUCGACGUUGAUUGGGAGUUUCCAGCGUGGUUGGGAGCUGACCGUCGUGAGAAGAUAUAUUUCGUUCAACUGUUGCAAGAACUGCGAAAGGAAUUCGAUCGCAGCGGGCAACAAUUGCUCUUGACGGUAGCGGUCGCGGCGCCGCAAGCCAUCAUAGAUCAGAGUUACAGCGUUCCCGAAAUGGCAGAACACGUCGACUUUAUAAAUCUGAUGUCGUACGAUUAUCAUUUCUACGUUUGGUACUUCCCGGUGACAGAUCUGAACGCUCCUCUUUUUCCUCGGUGUACAGAAACUGGCUAUUUGUCUACAUUAAAUGUGAAUUUCUCUGCUCAUUAUUGGAUAGCGAAGGGAAUGCCGCGGGAUAAGAUCGUAAUCGGUAUACCGGCCUACGGUCACUCGUACAAGCUGGACAAUCCGUUGAAUCACAAUUUGCAAGCUCCAACCAAUGGAUUCGGUGAGCUCGGCAUUAAAGGCUUCGUGUCUUAUCCUACGGUUUGUCAAUUUUUGAAAUCCGGAGCUGUAAGUGUUUUCAAUAAGGAGACUAAAGUGCCGUACGCGUACAAAGGCACCGAGUGGAUAUCUUACGACAACAAAGAUAGUUUCUAUUAUAAGUCUAUGUGGAUUCGUAACAACGGCUUCAAAGGAGCCAUGAUUCUGUCCUUAAAUGUUGACGAUUGGAACGGCACUUGCCACGGCACAAACGAAACUUUCCCCUUGAUACGUACCGUUUGGAAAGUACUAGUUAACGAAUCAAACAAGUAACAUGUGUCAAUAGACAGAUGUCAAUAACCAAUUCUUUAAACUGCAAUAUCGUUGAUAUCCAUCUAGCUGUUCGAAAAUGCACUCUGAAUUCCAACAAAUGCAUUCCAUAUUGCAUUCCUAUUUAAUGUUAAUCACCUUUAUGCUCUACCUCAGUUGCUCAAAGAAAAAGUAUUCUUUUGUACAAAUAAGUUGCUUACAAUAUUCGAAGCACAUAUUAUUCGUAUGCUGUAAUAGAGCAUAGCACUUGUACCUGGUUAAGUCGAAUCAAAAGUUAUAUAUAUAUGCGCGUUGUAUUAUACAUGUAAUGUGUAUAAGUAUAUAUAAUGUUUUCUACUUUGUUGUUAUUUUCAUGUUUUUCAUGAGCAAGUAAAAUAAUGUCCGUGGUAUAUAUAUAUAUAUAUACACACACAUAAUGAUAAAAUUAGGUAACACAUCGUACAGGGAUGUAUAUUAUAAAGAUUGUUUAAUUUUAAACAAUGUGCCAUGUAUUCAAAAUGUAAGCAUAGUAAGAUCCAUUAUAUUGUCUGUUUCGCGAGA
This is a messenger RNA of Pseudomyrmex gracilis, 2489 nucleotides long. Its product is annotated as acidic mammalian chitinase-like. The coding region runs from base 537 to 1952 and encodes 471 amino acids. Gene Ontology annotation, molecular function: chitinase activity; chitin binding. Gene Ontology annotation, biological process: carbohydrate metabolic process; chitin catabolic process. Gene Ontology annotation, cellular component: extracellular region. The transcript has 6 exons. NCBI's taxonomy places the organism in Eukaryota, Metazoa, Arthropoda, Insecta, Hymenoptera, Formicidae. The record is from RefSeq and is a predicted model, not a curated record.